UAUAUAUGUAUUCAAGUUUGUUGUUAUUAUAUUGUGUUUUUAGCUUGUAGGUUUGGGUGUUUCUGACUUUGUUGUUGAAUUUUGUGGUGGAUCAAAUCAUCAACGAUCGUGAAACUGGAGAUCCAGAGGUUUUGGCUUCGUUACCUUCAUGGAUGAGCAAGCAAUGAAGGAUGCUAUCGAUGGGAUGAACCGCCAAUCCCUUGAUGGGCGUGACAUAACAGUGAACAAGGCUUUGUCUCGCGGAAGCGGUGGUGGUGGCGGUUUCCGUGGUGGACGUCGUGAGGGUGGCGACGGCGGUGGCUACGGCCGCAUGGACGGUGGUUACGGUGGAGGCGGCGGUGGCUAUGGCCGCAGGGAUAGUGGUUAUGGCAGCGGUGGCUACGGCGGAGGUGACCGCUACUCUAGAGGAGCUAUGAUGGAAGCUGGAGGAGCUAAUCUAGCAUUAGUGUUGCGUGAUUGAUGUUUUGCCCCUGGAUCUGUUAGAUGU
Molecule: messenger RNA, 487 nt
Organism: Ipomoea nil (Japanese morning glory)
Lineage: Eukaryota; Viridiplantae; Streptophyta; Magnoliopsida; Solanales; Convolvulaceae
Product: glycine-rich RNA-binding protein-like
Exons: 1
Coding region: 149-460 (103 amino acids)
Molecular function (GO): nucleic acid binding
Source: RefSeq, a predicted model, not a curated record